UGCAGUCUCAGACUAUAUGAGCACUGUCAUAUAGAGAGGGAAAGUAUGUUUUAGAGAGAGAGAGAGGGGGGGAGAACUGAAAGAGUACGCUCGGAGUAAACCUGUCUUGCUUUUGCCUGCUUUCACUUUAUCACUUCCCACAACCACCACCACCACGACGGACCACCAACUUCACCGCCAUAUCUUCAAAUUCACAGACCACGCGAAGCAUAGUGACAAAAUGUACACCUUAGAUCUCUGUUUCUACCACUAAUUUAACAUUGGGGCAGUUUUGAUUAUCAUCUAUGGGGAGUGUUUCGUCAGAAGAGGGCUACGAUCAGCAGAGUGAGCGCUGUGGAAGCUAUAGCUUGAGUGCCGAUGUGAGCGAGUCGGAGAGUUCGAGUAGUUUUCCGUGUCGGCUGUACGACGACGAAGGGGUGUCGAGUUCCUUGACGUCGUCUCCACUCUCUUUCCGUCCGAUUAUUGGAAAUUCCGGUCUUCCGGUGACCUCGCAACAGUCGUUGAUGUCGCCGGUGAUUGGUGGGAAAGGUGUGAUGGUUUGGGAGGAAAAACCUGAGAAAAGGGAGGCUAAUUUAUCCGAAGGUGAGAUGAUGAAGGAAAGAUUUGCUAAGCUUCUUCUAGGGGAAGACAUGUCUGGAGGGGGUAAAGGAGUUUGUACUGCCCUUGCAGUCUCAAACGCUAUAACAAAUCUCUCUGCUACUGUAUUUGGGGAACUGUGGAGGUUGGAGCCAUUAGCACCACAGAAGGAGGCAAUGUGGCGCCGAGAGAUGGAAUGGCUGUUAUGCGUGAGUGAUUCGAUUGUGGAACUCGUGCCUUCCAUACAGCAAUUUCCCGAGGGAGGCACAUACGAAGUCAUGGCGACUCGGCCGAGGUCAGACUUAUAUAUGAAUCUCCCUGCCCUCAAGAAGCUUGAUGCUAUGUUAAUUGGUAUCCUUGAUGGUUUCCAAGAUACGGAAUUUUGGUAUGUUGAUGGUGGGCUAAUUGUUGCUGAGGCCAAAGAUUGUGAUGGGUUUCCUUCAUCUGGUAGGCCUUCAAUUAGGCAGGAAGAGAAGUGGUGGCUCCCAUGCCCGAAAGUUCCUCCAAAUGGGUUGUCAGAGGACACUAGGAAGAGAUUACAGCAGUGCAGGGACUGCACGAACCAGAUAUUGAAGGCGGCCAUGGCGAUAAAUAGUAGUGUGCUUGAUGAGAUGGAGAUUCCGAGUGCCUACUUGGAGACAUUGCCCAAGAGUGGCAAAGCUUGUCUAGGCGAUAUAAUCUAUCACUACAUAACUGCUGAUCAGUUCUCUCCAGAAAGUAUCCUUGAUUGCCUAGAUCUAUCAUCAGAGCAUCAAACUCUGGAAGUAGCAAACAGAAUUGAGGCAGCUGUGCAUGUGUGGAAACAGAAAGACAGGAAGAGAUGUACAAAUCACCUGAAGGCUAAACAUUCAUCAUGGAGUGGCAAGGUCAAAGGCCUUGUUGCUCAUGGCCAAAAGAAUCAUUUUCUGGGUGAAAGAGCUGAGACCCUCUUAAAUUGGCUGAGAUUUCGAUUCCCAGGUCUUCCGCAAACUGCAUUGGAUAUGAACAAAAUUCAAUACAAUAAGGAUGUGGGGCAGUCUAUUCUUGAAAGCUAUUCAAGAGUAAUGGAGAGCCUGGCCUUUAACAUAAGGGCCAGGAUUGAAGAUGUCCUUUAUGUAGAUGAUGCCACCAAGCAAUGUGCUGCAGCAGAAUUGAAGUCCUUCUUCCGUAGGGGAAGUUUGGAUGGUCUUCCUAUCCAAAAACGAAUUUCACCUAGCCCCUUCUCGAUUCAACACACCCCUUAUAGCUCUCCAUUUGCAACACCGACUUUCUGCGCAUCCCCUCCCAUGGGCAGAACCCCAGAGAGGGUCCCCUCUCCUUUAAACUUUUGCAGACUUGAAAAAAAAUUGGAAAAAUCAAUACCAGCCGACUUCGAGAAGCUGUGGUCCUAUGCUGGGAGCCUCAGUGCCAGAAAGACUAUUGGUGGGGAUGCUCCUGAGCGCGAUUGAGCAAAGUGAGUCAUAUCAAGGAAGUUGCUUACAUAGGCUUUAGAUCCCUCUGGAUUUUGUUGUGGUGGUAAAAAUAGGAUGGUGUUAUUGAUCUUGUAUAUUUGUUUAGCAAAUAGGAUAUCAUGGUUGAAAGUUAUUAGUUGCUAGAUGGAGAAAGAGAAUUAUGUUAUUGAUGUAUUGAAAAAUCUUUCCCCUUUAUCUCGAAGUGGGCAUUUUUGUUGAACCCUGGGAAACAUGGUCUAAAGAAUUUUAAACUCUACUGUAUAAAAAACAAUGAAAAGCUAUCAGGAGGCACACGAGCCUUGGCACGGUCAAA
Molecule: messenger RNA, 2319 nt
Organism: Cornus florida
Lineage: Eukaryota; Viridiplantae; Streptophyta; Magnoliopsida; Cornales; Cornaceae
Product: rop guanine nucleotide exchange factor 1-like
Exons: 5
Coding region: 285-2003 (572 amino acids)
Molecular function (GO): guanyl-nucleotide exchange factor activity
Source: RefSeq, a predicted model, not a curated record